AUGAGUAUCCUCAAUGUGUCAACUCUCAUGCUUCAUAUUGCCCUGACUGUCUAUACAGAAGCAGAGAGAAAUGCUCUGAAAGAACAUGUCUAUCCCAAACUCCGAGACUUCUGCAGGGAGAACUAUGGCAUUGAAUUCCAGGUCGUGGACCUGUACUGGGGAAUUGAUCCAGAGGAGUGGGACAGUCCAGAGCUGCAGAGACUACGGAUGAAAUUACUGGAAGAAUGUCUAAAGACUUCAGCCGGUCCAUGCUUUGUUGGGCUCAUUGGAGAGAAGUACGGCAGUAUUCGGGUCCCAGGGGAGGUGGAGUCGGCUGAGUUUGAGAUGAUUUUGGAUGCGGCGGUGGAGAUGGAGUCAAGCAGCGUAGCAAAAUCGAAGAACGACAAGGCAUGGAGGGCAGUCUCAGAGGAAAUCAAGAGGAUCUUCAGAACCUCUGUUUUACAGCUGCAGGAGAAGGGGACCAUGAAGAGCGGUCAAGCCAAGAAAUUUCUUUGCUCGGCAUUAGAGGAUGAACUGGAUUUUGCAUUGGGCAAGCAGACCCCAGCCUUCCUCAAGAAAUGUGUAUGUUACAUCCGGAAGAUAUCCAACUUUGACCGUUUCGCUAAACUCCCCGAGAUGGCCCGCUACAUGGACAUCGUGGUGAGCGCCGACCGUGUCAUGAGAAACCAAGAAGCCUACGAGCGUCUUCUGAAAGUCAGAGACGAGUUCAUUCCAAUGGUGGUGGCAGCAUCCAAUCUUCGAGUCUACUCUUCCGUCACUCACUGUGACAUGAAACUUGGCUACUCGCAGGAAGUAGAGAGCCACUACGUCGAAGGUCUGUGCAAACAGUUUUAUGAAGACAUGGUGGAUAUCAUCCAGGCCACGGUCCAACAGAACUUUGACACAGAGACAGAUACGCUCUAUGAUGAAAUUAUACAGCAUCUUUCGCUGUGCAAGACUUUUUCAUCUUUUUAUGUGUACAAGAGUGAAGCCUUGGACAUAGUCCAGGAGUACCUGUACCCCUCCAAAGGUGGUCGAAUAACCCCCCUAGUGGUGUAUGGAGGACCCUGCACUGGAAAGACAUUGUUACUUGCUGAAGUGGCAAAACAGGCUUAUUCAUGGCUACAGAAAGAGAUGGGACCAGAAACAGACCCAGUUGUCAUUGUCAGAUUCAUCGGCUCCUCAGACUUCUCUACUGACCUCCGCACGCUGCUACAGAGCAUCUGUGAGCAGAUUGCCAACAACUAUCGGUGCCUGAUUCACUUCUUACCAAACAAGAUCCAGGAGAUGAGGGAGCUGCUGGUGAAUUUGCUUGGGGAGUCAUCAUUUCACCGACCUCUUGUCAUUAUUCUGGAUGCCUUGGAGCAGUUGUCAGAUGUUGACGAGGCUCGGAAGCUGUGGUGGCUGCCUGUCCACCUGCCACGUACAGUCCGAAUUGUAGUGUCAACCCUGCCCAACAAGCAUGGGAUACUCCAGAAAUUACGCAGCCUGAUACAUGACGAGGAUGCCUAUGUUGAAUUGAUGCAAAGAGACCGCAAAGCUUGCAGUCAGACACUUAAACAGCAGCUUCUGAGUGUCAAAAGGAAGGUGACCUCUGGCCAACAGAUAUAUGUGAAUGAGGCAAUGGCAAAAUGUACACUCCCCAUGUUCGUCAACCUCAUCUACCGAGAAGUAGUUCACUGGCGGUCGCACAAGGAUGUGGAUGACAAAUCACUGUGUUCGACGGUGCACGAAAGCAUUGAGCAGCUUUUCUACUCCAUUGAAAACAAGCUUGGCUCACGCUUUGUCUUUCGGGCACUGGGCUACAUCACAAUGGCACGGGCAGGCCUAACAGAGCUGGAGCUAGAGGAUAUCUUAUCUUUGGACAACAGUGUCCUUGGAGACAUCAUGGUGAGCUCUAAUCUUAAAAGCCCGCUGCGUAUUUCUUACGAUUUCAUAGCCAGGCUAAAAGAAGAACUUGAAGGUUAUUUAGUGGAGCGUCAAGUCCGUAAUGUAACGCUAAUGGUGUGGGCAAAUCGCCACCUGCAUCUUAUAGCACAGAAGCUAUACCUCAGUAAUGAAGAAGAUGUGCAUCAAAUGCAUAGUCUUUUGGCUGAGUACUUCCUCGGGGCAUGGGCAGGUGGUAGAAAGAAGAUAUUCCACUGCGACAAUAAUCACUUUGCCUCACUGAAUAUCUCACACCAACGAAACCCUCAUCACCAGCAGAGCCUUCAUGGCCAUGACAAAGCUUCUGCUGACAAGCACUCUUAUGACAGACAGACACCCGAACAACCCUGGGUGUUCCAGUGUAACUUGCUAGAGCCGGACAUCUUCUUUGUCAACCACCGAAAGAUGACAGAGCUCACAUACCACCUGACAAGGAGCGGCCGGACAGAUGAUCUCAUGUAUGGUGUCAUAAUGAACUUCAGCUGGCUCUACACUAUGAUAAAGAUAGGGCAUUUUGACAAGGCCCUGUCAGACAUUGACUUAGCUUACAGCUACACGCAAGAAAAGGAGCUAAAGUUUCUCGCAACUACACUCCGCAGUAUAAAACUUAAAGUGACAAAGAAUCCUGCAUCACUGUCUGCUGAACUUCAGCAAAGGCUCCUUCCAGUUGUCACAUCUCUUCCCAAGCUCAGACACCUCCUUCUUGAAUGUGACAAGGAUGGUCCUAAGUACUGCUCCAUUGUGCCACUGCACUCUUCCAUGGAUGUCACCUACAGUCCCGAGAGAUUACCGCUAUGUUCUAGCUACAUGCAAAUAGUGGAGAUUCUACCUACAUUAGCUCCAAACAUAGUCAUUGUGGCCCUCGAAGACGGAUCAGUCAGCACGUGGGAUGUUGAGAGCAGACAGCUGAUAAGACAAAUAGACACGGCGAGGUCGGUUGUUCUUGGCAUCAGGCUAACCACAGAUGAGAAGUAUCUGGUAGUGGCCACUACAAAAAAUACACUGCUCAUUUACGACAACCACAAGUCAUGCUUGUUGUCGGAGGUGGAGGUGAAAGGGUCCAAGCACUGUGGCAUCACUGGCGGAGUAGCGUUCAUCAGUGGAUUCACCUUGUCCAGCCACCAUGCCUUAGCUUGGCUGGAGGCAAGCAAAGAUGUCAAUGUGAUUGAUUUGCUCUAUGGCUGGCCAUUGUAUCAGUUCCAUUGCUGGUAUGAGGUAACCUGUGUCCAAUGUUCCCCAGAUGGAAUGUAUGCUUUCUGCGGACAGUAUCUCAACACAACCACCAUAUUCCACCUCGGUAGUGGGGACAAGCUUGCUACAAUGACUUCUGAAUUCUCUGGUGGUUUUGUUAAGUCCAUCCUGAUUCUAGACACAAUCCAUCAAAUGGUGAUGAUCGACAAUGAGGGCAGCCUCUCUGUGUGGAACACCAAAGAUAUCACAAAUCCUAAGCUGAUGGAGGAUUAUGACUGCAGAGGAGAUGAUAGUGAAGUGGUGGGCAUAGAGCUUUCUGAGGAUCAGCGAUCCAUCCUCAUCUGCAAAGCGAGAAGCAUUGAGGUGCUGGACACCAAGAUUUGGAAGAUGGCAGAGAAGUUUAAGGCCAAGCGUAGCGAGAAGUUUGUGGCAGCCGUUCUUUCCAAGAAUAGCCAAAGUAUAAUAGCUUCCAUGGAGAAUACAUCAUCCAUAUUUGUGUGGCGGAGAGACAGUGGACAGUGCAUGGCCAGCUUGAUAGAGAUAUCUGGAGCCAUAGUAAAACUGAUCAAAUCAACACACCAUAACUUGCUGCUGUCUGUGGCCAGCAGUGGCGUACUUUCCGUGUGGGAUAUUGACAUUAUAACAGCCAUGUCAAACAUUGAUAAAACUGGGAAACCUAUCCAAAGUCUGCAGCUCUCUGGCCGAGAGGAUUUUGUGUACACCAUGGAUGGGUCAGAGGUCAUCCACAAGUGGAACUACAGCACAGGUUUCAUUGAGAUGGUGUUCAAGCAUGAAGGCCUUGUCGAAAACUGCGUCUUGACAACAUCGGGUGACCUAAUGGUGACAUCUGAUGAUAAAAGUAGUCAGUACAUCUGGCAUACAACCACAGGUGAGAAUAUAUUCCAUAUCAAUGGUCAGAGGAUCUCACAGCUUCUCAUCACACACAAUGACCAGUUUGUAGUGUCCCUUUGCGAACAGAAUGCCUCCCGCGUUUGGAGGCUUGCGACUGGUCACAAGGUGUGCAACAUUUUGGUAACACUCCAGCAUGCCCUCAUUACCACAGCAAACACAUUCCUUGUGGGAGCCAACAAGAAUAAGCUGUUGGCUGUUAGCUUGUGGUCAGGCAGUGUGUCCAAAAAGUUCAUCUGUGACGAUGGGAUCACAAUUGUUAACUUCAAGUUAAUUCCUGACAGUCCAGAUUAUGUCGUCUUCAUCACCUCCACAGAAACAGUUUUCAUCUGGAGUGUUGCAGAUGAGUCUGUGUGCAGGCGGGUGCAGCUGCCUAGCAACUUUUUGAAGAACCUGGAGGAUUUCCAAAUAUCACCAAAUGGGAAAUUGGGCAUUAUGUCAAAAGGUGAUGAGAACAUUAAUGUCCUAGACCUGCACAGUGGUAAACUGCGUCUGGUCCAUGCUGCUGGCAUAAUAUGGCGGCAAAAGCUUUCACGAGAUGGACGCUACUUAGUGUACAUCUGUUUCCGCAAUUGUGACGAAGAUGAUGAUGCAGGUGUGGUUUCAAGUCUGAUUGUCAUGAGAUUGGCAGAUGGCAAGAGUAUCGGGACCUGCUCCCUCUACAAAACACCAACCUAUCUGUGCCUAUCACAGCGAGCACUUAACAUCAUAGUGGGAUUUGAGGAUGGCAGCAUUGGCACCUACACAGUCGUAGACCGUGUGGAUGCCGCUCUGAAAAUCAAGAUCGCCACCUCAAACAGUCGCCAAAUAGUUAACAAUGCCUCACAGAAAGUACGACCCAAGUGUAGCACCAAUGCCUUCAAGACCAUUGCUGACUGUGUGUGGAGAGAAUCCACCGAGGUCUUCUCACGGGACAGUCCUAUCAAUGUGUCUGACAGUGGAGAACCAGAGACAACAACACCCACAAAGAAAACUGAACUGCUGCAGUGAGAGCGCCCUCUGUAGGACAUUAGCAGGCAUGAAGGAACAAGGCCAGAUUUGGACACAGGUGAUUAUUGUUUACAGCAACUUUGAUUCAGCUGCACAGAUCAGUUCUCUGGGUAACAACACAGCAACUGGCCAUUUGCUAUUAAGCUGCACUUAAGCUGCAAUCAGUUACCUUGAUUUCUUUUAUCCAUCAUCAACUUACUGUCAGAUGUGUACACUGAAUUUAAUAGGAACAAAUUCAUAACAAAUGUCAUUCAUUGGAAAAGCAGAUCCAGUCAGCUUUAUGAUAUGUUCUUCCUUCUCAUGUGUAUGCCAGUGUGGCCGUAUAGUUCAGAUUUUGUUUAGUCAAAUCAAGCCAUAACAUCACUUUGUACAGAAGCAUGGAGAAAUGUAAUAGAUUUGUAGCCAUAUAAAAGUUGCUGUCAUUUUUUUGUUUUUAAAAUAUUAAUUUGUGUCUGUUUAUUAACGUCCUCUGGUACUGUACUAAAAUGGAAACUUAUGUACAUAUGUGUACAUAUGUACUUUGGCUGCUGCAGUUUGUGCAACUACUUAAAUAUAUGUUAUGUUGUGCUAAAUGCAAUCAAAGUGAGUGCCUGGAUUUUAACAUUUUUGUUACAGAAACUGAUUAAGAAAAAAUGCAGGGAAUUUCUAAACAAAAAUAUAUUGAUACAACUAUUCAUCAUUACGGUUCAGCAUACAAUGAACAUUUAGCAUACAAUAAAUACAAAUUUGCUUAAUUUAAAAUUACAGCAUCUAAAUGAGGAUCAUUGGAAAGUAUAUUUCAGUAUUCAGGUAUUCAGAGUAUAGUCUGGAGUCAGCAUGAGCUUCUUAGUAAAUUCAGAAUGUGUUCUAGACUUUCUCUGACCAAAGUCACAUGGAAGUCCAUAUGUGUAAUUUGCUCUAAAUGACAGACAGUAUUAAACCCAUCCUCAUAUUUAAUUCUAUACCAAUUCACCAAUUACUGUCAUGAUACUGAUACUGAGAAGGUCAUCCUCUGACUCGACUAAAUCCAAUAGAUUAAUAGUAUUAAUGGCAUUACUUUUAAAGAAUGUGCAAUUCAUUGUAUCAAAGGACGAUACAGUUGUAUCGAGCUAC
Messenger RNA from Sinocyclocheilus anshuiensis, 6087 nucleotides. Its product is annotated as NACHT and WD repeat domain-containing protein 2-like. The record is from RefSeq and is a predicted model, not a curated record. The coding region runs from base 1 to 4995 and encodes 1664 amino acids. Gene Ontology annotation, molecular function: protein binding. The transcript has 8 exons. Lineage: Eukaryota; Metazoa; Chordata; Actinopteri; Cypriniformes; Cyprinidae.